AUGGAUAUUCAGGACAUAGUCGGAGGUACGACGGACAUCUCGUUGGAGGAGGAAGACCUGGGGGUUCGGUUCGAGGAUGAGCCCACCGGGAGUAUUGAUGCUACGGUGACGCACCAGACCUGGUCCAUUGUUGGCCGGUUCUUGACAGAUAGAGCCCUCAAGAUUGAGAUGAUGAAGAGGGUGCUGGCGAAUGCAUGGCGGCCGUUGAUGGGUAUUGAGGUUGCGGACGUGGAGGCGAACCUCUUUAUCUUCACUUUUUUUUUUUAUGAGGCGGACAUGAAGCGUGUCCUGGAGGAGGGGCUGUGGGCCUUUGAGAACGCAACGCUGAUCUGUCAGGCUUUGAACGCGGAUGAACACCCUACGCAGGUUGUCUUGAAUACCGUUAAUCUAUGGGUGCAAGUUUUUGACUUGCCGAUCGGCUACCGUACGGAGAGGGUGGGGGAUUUCAUGGGGGUCUAUUUACGGAUUGAUGACCGGAAUUUCGAGAGACCGUGGGCAACUUUUUAUAGGGUGAGGGUCAGGCAUGAUGUGGCUAAACCUUUGAAGCGCCGCAUGAAGAUGAUCCUUCGUGAUGGUACGUGGGCAUGGAUCAAUUUUAAAUAUGAGCGUCUGCACAUGUUUUGUUACUUUUGUGGUAAGAUGGGACACACGGACAAAUUUUGUUUGGACGCGAGGCGUUCAUCAUUGAAGCCGGAGCAGUUCUUGUAUGGUCCGGCUAUGAAAGCGGGAGGGCUAGGUCCGGCUAAGGUGUUUGGUGAUAGGUAG
Molecule: messenger RNA, 765 nt
Organism: Ipomoea nil (Japanese morning glory)
Lineage: Eukaryota; Viridiplantae; Streptophyta; Magnoliopsida; Solanales; Convolvulaceae
Exons: 1
Coding region: 1-765 (254 amino acids)
Molecular function (GO): nucleic acid binding; zinc ion binding
Source: RefSeq, a predicted model, not a curated record